Molecule: messenger RNA, 3238 nt
Organism: Musa acuminata subsp. malaccensis (wild Malaysian banana)
Lineage: Eukaryota; Viridiplantae; Streptophyta; Magnoliopsida; Zingiberales; Musaceae
Molecular function (GO): protein binding
Source: RefSeq, a predicted model, not a curated record
CCUCCACGAAAACGGCGACGACUAGUCUUACGACCCCGCUCCUCCUACUCUUCAUCAACUGACGACGAAAACAGCAACAACAAAUCGCCUCGGCCUUCGCUCUCCCUCUAUUUCUCUUCCGAGUCGCGGAAGCGCCGCUUGCUUGCUUGCUUGCCUUCAAUUCUGACACCCGGGAGCCAACCGCUCCUUUCUUGUCGCGGCCGUGUCGCGAUCCGGAAUGCUGGAAUGAUGCACGAUAAGGAACAGGGGGAGGAGGAGGAGGAGGAGGAGGAAGAGGAGUUCUACGAGUCCUUGGACCGCAUCCUGUCCUCGUCCUGCUCCUCCACUUCCGCCUCCGAAGACGAUGGCGACGGCCACCGCCGCCGCACCUUCCCCCUGCCGCCGUUGCCCUCCCUCGACGUCUGGACCUCCGAGCCCGCCCCCGUCGCGGAACGCCGCCGCCUCCUCCUCCAGCGCCUCGGCCUCGCCGGAGACCCUACCCUCGUCCGCCUCCCCCCUCCCGCCGGCGCACCGCCUCCCGCCUGGGAUGCCUCCUCGUCCUCUUCCUCCUCUCCCUCGGCCCCCGCCGCCGGCAUGGUCCGAUCCAGAUCCGAUGGGUCUGUCAACCCCUGCUCCGUAAAUAAACCCGAGCCUCCGCGCCGGCCUUACCAACACCAGCAUCAGAGAUCGAUCAAUUUGCCGGUAUCCCACAGGCCGCCUCUCUUCUCGAGAUCUCGGCCCUUGUCCACCGGGAAUCUCGAUGUCUCCGACGGCGACGCAAGCAGCAGCGUCGGCAGCAGAGACCGCUGGGAGGACGGUGACGACCGUGCGAAGUGCGAUGACCCCAGGUGCUUGAUCAAGAACCUCGACAACGGGAGGGAGUUCGUGGUGAAGGAAUUCGGGAAGGAUGGGAUGUGGAACAAGUUAAGGGAGGUUGAGACCGGGCGGCAGCUCACGAUGGAGGAGUUCAAGAUGUGCGUCGGCUGGUCACCCAUCGUUCAAGAACUGAUGAGACGGCAGAACGUGGAGGAGGCCGCGCAUGGCGGCGGCAGCUCCGGCGGUUCCGGUGGCGCGCCACGAAUCGAUGGGGCUUCCAGGGGAGGGACGAGGCUAAAGAAGAAAGGAAGCUGGCUCAGGAGCGUGAGGAAUGUGGCGGGUGUUGCGAUAGCUGGAGGGCACCAUCAGCAGCGUCGGAGUAGUGAUGAGAAAGAUACAUCUUCGGAGAAGGGAGGGAGGAGGUCGAGCUCUGCUACAGAUGACAGCCAGGAUGGUGCGCCCGGCCUAGACCUUCGUGUGAAGGUCCGACAGUCUGGGAAGUCUCACAAGGAGCUCACCGGUCUUUACAUGAGCCAGGCUAUUCAGGCCCAUAAUGGUUCCAUCUGGUGCAUCAAGUUUAGUUUGGACGGGCGGUACUUGGCUACUGCCGGAGAGGACUGUGUCAUCCAUGUGUGGGAAGUCUCUAAGAUCACUACAAAGGGGGGUUUGCUAAAAGUAGCUGAGCAGAGUGGGAAUUUCAAUCCAUUUGCUAUGGCAAUCGAUGAUUGCCCACCAGAUCCAAGAUUGGUGUUGGCCAGUGCCGAAGGGAACCAUUGGGAAAAUAAGCGAAGAGCAAAGAUUUCUGGCAGUCGGAGGUCUGUUAGCUCGGACUCUCUUAUGAUGCCAGAACAUAUGUUUUCUCUGUCAGAGAGCCCUGUAUGUUCUUUCAGAGGCCACUCAGAUGAUGUCCUUGAUCUCUCUUGGUCAAAAUCACAGUACCUUCUUUCAUCUUCAAUGGACAAAACUGUUCGGCUUUGGCACAUGUCCAGCAACUGCUGUUUAAAAACAUUCACACAUAGUGACUACGUGACUUGCAUCCAGUUCAAUCCUAUUGAUGACAGGUACUUCAUUAGCGGAUCCCUAGACGAGAAAGUCCGCAUAUGGAGUAUUCCAGAUCGUCAAAUUGUUGACUGGAAUGAUUUGCAUGAGAUGGUCACUGCUGCCUGCUAUACCCCUGAUGGGCAGGGCGCUCUAGUUGGUUCACACGAGGGGAGUUGUCACUUGUAUGAUACAUCUGACAAUAGGCUUCUCCAAAAAAGUCGCAUUGAAUUGCAAAAUAAGAAAAAGAAGUCCAGACACAAGAAAAUUACUGGAUUCCAGUUUGCUCCAGGGAGUUCUUCAAAGGUGCUGGUUACAUCUGCAGAUUCACAAGUGCGGAUACUUGAUAAUGAUGCACUGGUCCACAAAUUCAAAGGGUUUCGCAAUACAAGCAGCCAAAUCUCAGCAUACUGGACUGCUAAUGGAAGAUAUGUUAUCUGUGCCAGUGAGGACUCUCAUGUAUAUGUAUGGAGAUACGAUGAAGAUUCUCGGCCUAGUAGGAGCAAAACUGCAGCAACUGUCACGCAGUCUUAUGAGCAUUUCCACUGCCAGGGUGUGACAGUAGCUGUUCCUUGGCCAUGCUCCGGAUUGGAAAGGAUGGUGAAAACUCACUCCAACAAGAAGGACCAAGUUGGUGAAGAAUCUCAGGCCAAUUCACCACUUCUGGUUGAAGCCAAUGGGCUCCAUCUUUCGCCUUCUCCUAGUAACCAGAACAUUAGUUGCCAGCAAAACAAUAGCAUUCUCGGUCGAAAACCAGAUCACUUCGGUGACAAGCUUUCAGCAACUUGGCCUGAAGAGCUCAUGGCUAGUAAACAGACACCUCGAAGUAAUAAUGACCUGAACAGUUGUCAUAUGCCGGUGCCAAAAAGUUCGGCCUGGGGAUUGGUGAUUGUCACUGCAAGUCGAUGCGGCGAAAUUAGAACUUUUCAGAAUUUCAGCAUUCCAUUUCAAAUAUAAUUCUCCACUUGUGGUAAAUGGAGGGAGAUCGCCAACGUCAAAUGAUUCAACCCUCCACUGCCCAGGUUGAUGCUGCUGGAGUUUUGUGUACAGUUAGAUGGAUGUCACGAGAGUUGUGAUAUCCAUCGGGCCUAUACUUGAGUUUCCUUUUGUCCAUUUGCGUGAUUGAUUUGUAAAAAACCAAUCCAGCAACAGAUGUUCCACAAGGAUCCAUCAGUAUUGCGAGGAUGUUACUGCAAUUGCAUGUUAAAGCAGAAGCUAAAGAUGGUGAAACUGGGAGCUGGUUGGUCCAUUCUCUGUAUCUUCCUCUUCUUUUCUUAUCACCUCAAUCAUGUUUUGGGGGUAUGGUGAUCUGGACCCCAUUGUUUUAUUCUACCAUAUGUUGAUGUAAGAAGAGAAACUAAAUUCAAAUGCUGCAAGAAAAAUUACCCAAAGUUUCAGUUAUUAA